Messenger RNA from Schistocerca gregaria, 5831 nucleotides. RefSeq names its product protein grainyhead (gene grh). Gene Ontology annotation, molecular function: DNA-binding transcription activator activity, RNA polymerase II-specific; RNA polymerase II cis-regulatory region sequence-specific DNA binding. Gene Ontology annotation, cellular component: nucleus. The coding region runs from base 381 to 3206 and encodes 941 amino acids. Lineage: Eukaryota; Metazoa; Arthropoda; Insecta; Orthoptera; Acrididae. Gene Ontology annotation, biological process: regulation of transcription by RNA polymerase II. The transcript is spliced from 15 exons. The record is from RefSeq and is a predicted model, not a curated record.
AAGCCCCACAACCAGCCGAGUCACACGCUCUGCCGGCGCUCACGUGGACACGCACCCGGCGACACGCACUUCCGCGUACGCACCUCAUCCACUCGCGUCCACGUGACGGCACACCACUCGGCCGGACCGCGCAGUCUCUUCAGUGACCACCGGAGCAGCAACACGUGGGCGAGUGCGCGUUUCAGCCGGAACACGAGUCGGACCCGCGAGUGACCAGUGCGAACGAUUUCCGGUGCGAGUGUUUGUGUGCUGCGAAUGCGAGCGGAGCCCGGAGCACGGGGCGAUACAGCGAGUGCGCCGGCGGCCCGGCGGCGACAUGGACUCGGGCGCACGCGGCUGACCACCGCUCUGUAGACCGCUGAGCUCACAGCCUGCCCGCCAUGUACCCCAACCAUCUGUACCGCCACCUGUGGAAGCGAGGCGGGAAGGAGUCACUGGAGGAGGAGCGCGCCGGGUCCGGAUCCGGGACCCGCAUGGCGGACGGCGGGGGCGGCGGAGGCGGCGGGUCUGCCGGGGGCGGCGCGGCGGCGGCUGCCGGCUCCGAGGAGGCGGCGGCGGCGGCGAGCUGGCGGCCCUACUACGAGCACCCCUUCUCGGCCGUCACGACCGCCAUGCUCAACAUCGGCGGAGCGUCCGCGGAAGACCAGGCCCAGACCAUGGGCUUCAUCUACGAGUACAAGCUGCCCGACAAGGACAAGCUCGACCUCUGGCCAACGACUUCGUCGUCGGGCGGAGGGGGCCCCCUGCUGACGUCACAGCUGAAGGCGGCCAACGGGCUAGCGGCCGGGGCGGGGCUAGAGCUUAUCGCUCCGCCUUCCGCGACGCUGGGCGGCGCUUCGCAGACGAUCGUGUCGGCGGCGGAGCUUCAGGGGCUGUUCCUCCAGCAGCAGCAGCAGCAACAACAGCAACAGCAGCAGCAGCAACAGCAGCAGCAACAGCAGCUGCACGUGAAGCGCGAGCCCGAGGACCUGAGCCACCACCGCAAGUCUCCGGCGGACAUCAAGCCGCAGCUGCAGCAACAGCAGCAGCAGCGCAGGCUGGUGGUGGUGUCGGCGAAUGGCGAGGUGGACGCGGGCGUGAAGCAGGAGGAGGCGCUGGCGGCGCGCUCGCGGACGCCGUCGUCGACGUCGUCGCUGCUGGCGGACGCGGCCGCCGCCGCCGCGGGGCCCAUCGAGCUGAUCGCGACGGCCGACGGCCUCAAGCCCAUGUCGGCGUACGCGUCGGCCGGCUCGCACAUGUUCCACAGCGGGUCGCCGUCGCCCAUCGCCUACUCGGACCCGUACACGACGGCGGCGGCCGUCACGUCGGCGCCCGCCAACGGCUACGUGACGACGCUGGCGGGCGCCGGCGCGGGCGUCGGGGUGCGCGCCGCCGCCGGCACCGCCUUCAGCGUCGCCGAGCCCUACUACCGCGACUAUUUCGAGCAGCAGCAGCAACAGCAGCAGCAGCAGGCGGGCUACUCGCGCCAGCAGACGCCGCACAGCGUGGUCGCCUACGGCGACAGCCCCGAGCCCGCCGGCGCCGCGUCCGUGUCGGCGUCGGCCGCGUCGUCCGGCGCCGCCUCCUUCGUCGAGAGGUACGUGCGGGGCGGCAGCUCGUACCACGCGACGGCCGCCGGCGCCAAGGCGGUGGUCGCCGCCGGGCUCACCGUAGACCUGCCCUCGCCGGACUCCGGCAUCGGCACCGACGCCAUCACGCCGCGCGACCAGGCCGCCAUCCAGCAGCAGCAGUUCGACUACACGGACCUGUGCCAGGCGGGCCCGCUGCUGGCUGACCCUUCGUCACUGGGUGCGCAGCGCGCGGGCUCCGCCACCUCCCCUGGACAGCCCGGCGGCGGCGCGGGCGCCCGCUCCAGGCCAUGGCACGACUUCGGCCGCCAGAGCGACGCCGACAAGAUUCAGAUACCCAAGAUAUUCUCCCCGUGCGGCUUCAAGUACCACCUGGAGACGCCGAUAUCGACGAGCCAGAGACGGGAGGACGACCGCAUAAGUUACAUCAACAAGGGCCAGUUCUACGGCAUCACGCUCGAGUACAUUCCGGACCCCGACAAGCCGCUCAAAAGUCAGACUGUUAAGAGCGUCGUGAUGCUGAUGUUCCGCGAGGAGAAGAGCCCCGAGGACGAGAUCAAGGCGUGGCAGUUCUGGCACAGCCGCCAACACAGCGUCAAGCAGCGCAUCCUCGACGCCGGUGAGUCGCAAGAUACGAAGAACAGCGUCGGCCUGGUGGGCUGUAUAGAAGAAGUGUCGCACAACGCCAUCGCCGUAUACUGGAACCCGCUGGAGAGUUCUGCAAAGAUCAACGUGGCGGUGCAGUGUCUCAGCACGGACUUCAGCAGUCAGAAGGGAGUUAAGGGACUGCCGCUACACCUCCAAAUAGAUACGUACGAAGACCCGAGAGAUGGACCCGUCAUCCACAGGGGAUACUGCCAAAUCAAAGUCUUCUGCGAUAAGGGAGCGGAAAGGAAGACGCGAGAUGAGGAGCGGCGGGCUGCCAAACGCAAGAUGACGGCAACCGGCCGCAAGAAGCUGGACGAGCUGUACCACCCACCCGCAGACCGUUCAGAGUUCUACAGCAUGAGCGACCUUGCCAAGCCACCGGUGCUCUUCACGCCUGCUGAAGACAUUGACAAGCUGGCCUCAAUCGAGUUGGGUGGCUUCUACAACCACGACACAGAUGGCUCAAGCCUGUCGAAUGGUGAGGCAGGUUCCCAGCACGGGCUUGGGAAGCAGAGCUCGCCCUUCCUCCUGCACCCGAGCAAACCGAGCACCACGCCGACUCUCAAGUUCCACAACCACUUCCCUCCGGAUGCACCUGGUGACAAGAAGGAUGUAAUGGAUGGAGGAAUGUCAACAGAUGGCAGUGUGUUCUCAAAUCCUCCUCUGAAGAGGCCCAAGCUGAUGGCAGGUCCACCACUCAAUGAAAGAGUCAUGUUGUAUGUGAGGCAGGACAAUGAAGAUGUCUACACACCACUACAUGUUGUCCCUCCUACCACCUCUGGUCUACUUAAUGCAAUUGAGAAUAAGUACAAAAUUUCUACUUCAAGCAUUAGUAACUUGUAUCGAAAAAACAAAAAAGGCAUUAUCGCCAAAAUUGAUGAUGAUAUGCUAAAAUAUUAUUGCAAUGAAGAUCUGUUUAUAAUGGAAAUAAAGCAAGUGGAUGGUGAUGAUUGCUUUGAAGUAACACUUGUGGAACUCAUGGAUCACUGAUCCUCAUCAGCAAAAAAAUUCUUGAUGAAUUUUGCGCAUCAGUCAGCUUCAUAUGGACACUAUGAUGACAAAAGUGCAUUUAGCUGAACUGUAGUUACUGUUAUUCGUGGUGAAACAACAUUAUAUCUUGUGUAAUUCACAAUGGAAAACAGGAAGUGAGUGACUUGUCUCAUGCAAAAACAACAGUGAAAUUUAUUUAUUUUAAUUUCAGUACCUUUCCCUUGAGUGAGGAUUAUGAUAAACUGAGUAGACAAAUAAAUGAGCUCAGAGAAGACAGUGCAUUUCAUUGUGGGACUUAAGUGCUCAACACAACUGUGUUAUCUGUGAGUGGACUUCAAAACUUGUAAGCAUUUUACAAGCAGGAGCAAUCAUCAGAGAGUCACAAAUACUUGUACAGUAUGUUUGUGAUUCUAGUUUAUGAAGUGUUAAUAAAUGAAAAUCUGAGAUCUAAGCAAAUUGAUGUAAUUCACAUUAACAUCAGAAUCUAGAUAUACUAAUAUUGUUGUAAGAGUGUUUAUAAUGAAUGACCUGUUUCAGGGUUUGUUGAUCUCAAACACUACAAAAUUUUUUAAAAAUAUGUUAAUAAAAUUACACAAUUAAUUGCUUAAUCUGAAACUAUGAGUACAAGAAACAUUUUAUAUCCAAAAAAUAAACUGAACUCUCCUUUCAGUAAAAUAAAAAUAAAACAGUUGUUGCCAUAUUGGUUCAUAAAUUUCACUUUCAUUUCUCUUUUUGACCUUAAUUCAUAAAUGAAUACUGUGAAAAAAUUGUGAUAGUAUAUGCUAUGCAAAUAGAAAUGAGAAUAUAUUGAUAUCUCCUUAGCUGUAUGAUUUAGCAAUUAAAAGAAACACAUAACUUGAAUUAUAUUCUGCAUGUGUUACAGACUAACAACAUUGUCUUCCAUUGUAAUUUUAUUAUAAAGUUUAUCAUCUUGUUAAAUGUUAUCUGUGGAUAAUUUUAAUUAAAUAUUAUAACUACUGUACAGUGAGUGUUAAAGUUCAGCUUUGCUAAUUUAUAAUACUCCCUUUAAAUUACAUGGGAAAAGCAGAAACUACUCUUCUAAUUUUGUUGUAUCAGUGAACUAUUUUUUGAUAAUUCUUGACAAAUAGAUUUUGUCAUGAAUUAUUAACAAAUUGAUUCUUCUAGGUAACACAAAGUCAAGAACAGACUGUUGGUAAUGUGACCAAUGAACUAGUUUAUAACUGAAACAUACGUAAUUGUAAUCAGACAGUAAAUAUCAUUUACAAACACAAUGUUUUCCGAGUUUGAGAGAAUGAGCAGUGGUAAAAAUUUUGCACAAAAAUAACAAUUUUGUGGUUAUUUACUGUCAAAUUGUACACUAUAACAUGCAGAAUAAAAUAUUUCAGCUUAAGGUUCAAUCCUUAACAGGUCAUGUGAAUCGUGUCUGUUGCAUGUGUCGCCAUAGUUCAUAAUUAAUGAUGAAAAACAGUUUAAUAAUUACUUAAAAUAGCCAGAAUCAAAACUAAAAAUUAAAACUUUUAUAUUAUUAUGCAGAACAUGUGUAAAACAAAAGCUUUAAAAGUUAUAGCAGCAUUAGUUUUUUUUUCAGCUAUUUCAUGUCACUUAAUAAUAUAUUUGUCUUGCUUUGCCACUUUUCAUACAGAUAAUUAUAAAUUUUACAUGUUGACCAUCAGUAUUCCUUUUAAUACACAUGAUAGGGUAGCUAAAUGAAAAAAAUGGCUUAAAUAACAUUCAUGCAAAUUUUACCAUCUCCCAAAUUCAGAAGAGAGUCUUUUUUUAAUAGUUACUGCCAAUAUUUAAACCUUAGAAUCAUUACCUGCAAUUUAAGUUUUUAUUUUAAUGAGGUAUUAAUUUAUAUUAGCAAUUCUGUAGCCAUAUUUGAGUCUUGUAAGGCAGAUUUUACAUUUAAUGUAAAUUUCUACAUUCUGUUACAAGUUAGGCAUAUUCAGAACACAAUCUGUUGUAAAUAUUUCUUUUUCCUUUAAAACUAUGAUUCAAGGAUAAGUAAAUGAAGUGCCAUUAUGAUUUGGUGUUAAGUCAAGACUGUGCAAUGCACAAAAGUGCAAGGACAUGAUGGUUGUUAGCUGCCAAGCAGCAGGUUUCACUGUCCAUCCAUAUUAUUCUGAACAUGUACAAAUUUUAUAAUCAGAUUUGACUAAUACAUAUUUUAUGUUGUAGCUGUCAUUUAGGCACAGUUUCAAAGAAAAUCAUUUUGCAUAAUUCACAUCAAAUUGUAAAUCACUUCCAGUUGUUUUCACACAAUACAUGACCCCCAUACCCAUAAAUAUUUUUGUACUGAAAUGUGAUAGCAAAGUAAAAGUGAGGACUGUGUGCUGUGACUUUUUAGAUGUUUUUAUGUAUAUGUGACCAAGUUGUACAUGUUGUCAAAUGUCUUUUUUAUAUAUAUUCAGUUAUAUUAAAGUAAGCUUAAUGAAACCUGUGCUUUCUACAUUUACAUAAUGUGUUCUAGAGUAAGGAACUUAUUAUUUAGUUUCAGAUAAGAGAAUCAAAUAUUAGAGCCAUUCAGUAUGGCUCACUGUGUAUGAAAUGUAAUUACUUGUUAUGGUAUUGAGGAACACUUUGGUUGCUUUUUUAUUGAUAGUUGCUUUUGUACCAGAUAAAGGUGCAAAAUAAAGACUUUUU